This is a messenger RNA of Nymphalis io (European peacock), 2551 nucleotides long. RefSeq names its product CDP-diacylglycerol--glycerol-3-phosphate 3-phosphatidyltransferase, mitochondrial (gene PGS1). NCBI's taxonomy places the organism in Eukaryota, Metazoa, Arthropoda, Insecta, Lepidoptera, Nymphalidae. Gene Ontology annotation, biological process: cardiolipin biosynthetic process. The transcript has 7 exons. The record is from RefSeq and is a predicted model, not a curated record. The coding region runs from base 141 to 1511 and encodes 456 amino acids. Gene Ontology annotation, cellular component: mitochondrion. Gene Ontology annotation, molecular function: CDP-diacylglycerol-glycerol-3-phosphate 3-phosphatidyltransferase activity.
GACAGCGGAACGAAAAUAUAAUCUACGAUUGAUUUCAAAUAAAGAAAAAUAUAAAUAAUAAAUACAUGCGAUUAUUUUUGAGUUUAUAACUGUGAUACAACACCAAAUCAAAGUAACCAAUUUUUAAAUUAGAAUUCAAAAUGUCAUUUCGAUUUAAACCAACAGAAUUACAACAUUUUAAUUGGAUGUUUAAUCUAGCACCAUGUUUUCCUGUAAAUGCUUCAAAAAUUAAUAUUAUAAAUGAUCCGAAUAAGUUUUAUGACACUAUUUACGAAAGAUUUAAAAACGCCAAACGUAGAAUUUCGUUAGCUAGUUUAUAUAUAGGCACGGGCGAAUUAGAAAAAAAAUUGUUAAAGGUUACCGUUCAUAACGUUAAAAAUACGAAAGAUUUAAAUUUUCAUGUUUUACUUGAUUAUCAAAGGGGUACUCGAGGCAAAGAUAAUUCGCAAACAUUAUUUCGUCAAUUUGUAAAUGGUAUUUCUGAUAGAUGCCAUUUGGCUUUAUAUCAAACACCAAGACUUCAUGGAACAUGGUCUAAAGUGCUCCCCUCUCGCUACAACGAGAUUGUCGGUCUUCAACAUAUGAAGCUAUAUAUUGCUGAUGAUUCUAUAAUAUUGAGUGGAGCAAAUUGUUCGAAUGACUAUUUUCAACAAAGGCAGGAUCGUUACAUAGAAAUUGAGGAUGAAGAUUUAGCAAAUUUUUAUUGUGAACUAAUAGAUGAAGUAGCAAAGCAUAGUAAACAAGAUCAUUCUGAUAAUAUAACUAGUAAUAUAUCUAAAGAUAUUGUUAUAAAACAAGUCAAUCAAAAUAUUGAAAAUCUAAUUAACAAAUGGAAAGACAGACAAGCUUCUAAAUUAUCAUCAUUUAAUGAAAGUAUAGAAGAAAAAGAUACAUGGAUAUUUCCUCUGAUACAAAUGGGUGAAUUCAACAUAAAUCAAGAUGAACAAGCAACUUGUAAUAUUUUAUCUUCUGCACCAGAAGGUUCAUAUUUUCGUUUAGCAACUGGUUAUUUUAAUUUAACUGAAAGAUAUGCUGGUAUUUUACUCAGAGAUUGUAAAGCCACCAUAAGUCUAUUGAUGGCACAUCCAAAUGCUAAUGGAUUCAUGGGAGCUGCGGGCCCGGCAGGCGGUAUACCUCAGGCUUAUUCAUUAAUAGCUAGGAAAUUUUGGCAGCAAGUUGUUAAUUAUGAUCAAAUGAGCAGGGUGCAGAUAUUGGAAUAUGAAAGAACAGGAUGGACUUUUCAUGCAAAGGGACUAUGGUACUAUCCUCCGAGUAGUGAUGUACCGUGGGCGACGGUAGUUGGUUCUGCGAACUUGGGGGAACGUUCUGUACGACGAGACCUUGAAGCACAGGCUGCAAUAUUUACCUCUUCACUCGAUUUACAGGAAAGACUUCACAAUGAGUGUUCAAGACUUCACGACUAUGCUUCCGAAUGCAGCACAGACUUGCAAAAGAGACAAGCGCCGCUGUGGGUACGGGCUACUGUAGGACUAUUUAAAACAUAUUUUUAAAUGCAAUUUUAUAUUUUAACUGAAUUUGUAGUUUAGACAAAAUAAGUAUCGCGGAUUCACUUGGUACAAAGUGCUAAUUUUUGUACAAUACAUUUUGUUAUUUUUGUAUAAUUUUUUUAAAACAGUUUUUAUAUUCUGUGCUUAAUUCGAAAUGUUUGUAUUUGCUUACAAAGUUUCGUGGACCACAAAUUGAAUUGAAAGGUUAUGGGUUGGUUUUAGUAUCUGCUUAGAGCCUCAGUUAUCAGUAUAAUCAAAGAUUUUAUUAGAUUCUAUUAAAUGAAUCUAGUCAUCAUGUCUUGAUGGAAAACUUUAAAGGAAAUCGUUUUGCUGAUUUGAAUUAUGUUCCCAUAAUUAUUUUUUUGUUUAAAAAAACAUUGUAAGCUUUAUAAAGCGGAUCAUUGUGUGUGAGCCAACAAAUAGCCACUAAGAUGUGAAUUAAAAACUAGUUAUGUGCUAUUAAAUAGAUACACAAAUUAUAUGUACACAAUUCAAUACAUGGCAAACUGCAGCCUUAUCGCUGAAUACAAUAAUGACUCUUGUAAGUAAUCUUAAAAUAUUUUUUUAACUUCUUUAGUAGUAUAAAGUCUUCAAAAUUUCCUCAAUGACAUUUACUACUUGUGUUGAAUUUGAUUUAAAUGACGUAUUUGUUUGGGCUUGACGUUAGUAGGUACAGCGUAUGUCAACCACAGGAGGAAUAAAGACAAAUAAAAACAACUUUGACAUUAAAUUGACGCGAUAUCAUGCGUCGAGAUAUAUCUUGUAUAAUCUAUGAUCUUCACUAUGGAAUUUCGAAAAAAAAAAUCGUUUUGAAUAACGGCGAAAUCGUUAUCGGAAAUUUGGCAUUAAAAUUAAAGUGAUAUAAGUAGUUAAGUGGAAUAAUGUUGUAGUAUAAAAUAAGAUAUAUUAAUCAAGUAUUGUUCGUAGUGCACGCCAUAACAGAGUUAUUGGCAAAUCUUAUGGAAUACAUAAAUAUAAGGUUUAUUUAUCUUUACUCCUUCUUUAACUGAAAUAGGUAUAUCAGCGUCUAUUUUUUUUUUCUU